CAGAGACCGAGGCGCGCUCAGUUGGUGGAAGUGCUUCAGCCGGAGCGGUUGCUAGACGAACCAAACGCAGACGUGUUUUAGCUAUUCUAUAGAAACGUGGCCCGUGCGCUUGGCCACCUUUAAAGAAAUACCUUGGCGCAUCGGUUGAAUUAUUUCCAAAUUAACAAGUGUAAGGUGUCAACAAAAAAAAAAACUAAACUGAUUGAAAGCAAAAUUAUAUCGAGUAUAUUAAAUAUAUAUACACAAACAUAAAUCUACGAUGCAAGCGUGUAGAAAAAAAAGAGCUCCGGGCGGCGGCACGGCAUCAAUUUUGUGGAGCAAAUUCUUGGUGUUCAGCCUCUGCGGAUUAUUUUUACUUGGCAUUCAAAUUGAGCGUGCGGCGUCUGCGCCUGCAGGCGAGGAUGAUGCUGCAGCCAUGCCCACAACCCUGAUGCCACCACUGGAUAUAAGCACUGAAGUUGAUUCAACAACAGCAACAACAACCACUACAACAACAACAACAGUAGCUGCAGCAACAACAGUUGGCGUAGAACAAAGUAGCGAGUCCAUUGCGACUGCGACUGCGACUUCGACUUCGACCAUGUUGGAUAGUUCAACGACUUUGGGAGCCAACAAAUUGAACGCGAGCGAAGCUGAAAUGACAACCAUACUGCCUGCAGUUGACAUCAGCAGCACCUCCAGCAGCAGCAGCAGCACUGCUCAGGAUGAAACCACUCUGCGCUCGACGAGCAUUGAGCCGAUUACCUCCACAGAGCCAACGACUACGCCGCGUGCUGAGAUCGUACAUCCGUCGGAGCUGGGAGCGACGCACAUUCAGCAUAUUCCCUUGAGGGACGAGCAUGCUGAGAGCGUAGGAGGCGAUGCCACCACAGAGCAGCAGCAGCAGCAGGAGGAGCAGGAGCAGGAUCACCAGAAUGAGCUCCUACUUAAUCAGAUCUCCAAUGAGAGCGAUGAUGAUGCCAAGGACUUGCAUAAUUUUCGACAUCCGGCAACGCUCAUAACGGCCAGCAACAGCGAUGAGAAUGUGUCCGGCAUCAGUGAGAAUGAAAGUGAGAGCGACAAGUCCGCACUCACAACAACAACAACAACAACCACGACGACGCCAACGUCGACAACAACAACAACUGCCGCGCCAACAACAACGACAACAACAAGUGAGUCCGAAGAUCCCUAUCAUGUGCAUAUACUGUCCGAGAAUCAUGAUCGCCUGGCCGAGCACGAAGAUUAUCAAAUGCUGUCGAGCAGCACCGAAGAGGGCGAGCCAGCGACAACAACUGCAACAGCAGCAGCAGCAGCAGCAGCGACAACACCAACAACAACAACAACAACGACAACGACAACCGAGUCGAGCAUUGGCAUUAUUGUCAGUAUGGAGAACAAGGCAACGGCACAGCCAUCAACUGAGACGACAUCCACAUCCCGAGCACGCGCCAUGAAUAUGAAUGAGCCAGAGAGUCAGCAACCGACUGAGACACCAGUCGAGGCACAGACAGCGGCUGAGGCAGAGGCAGCGGCGGAGGCAGAGGGCACCACACUCAUGCCGCGAUUCGAAGUGGAUGCGGCUCCAGUGAUUAACAUUGUUGAAGGACAGCAUAUGCUUGGAGUGCAGCACCCAGCCGAGGACGAAACAAGCAGCAGCAGCAGCAGCACUACAGCCCCAGCAACAACAACAACAACGACGACCACAACUGAUACGCCAUUUGUUGCAUUCGCUGGCGAGGGUCGCUCGGCAGGUGGUGGCGACGACUUUGAGCUACUGUUCCAUCACAAUACCAGCAUGCAUCAGGCUCUUAUGGAUCUCAGCGACGUCAGCAUGGACGAUGAGCGCAUUGAGCCAAUUACAAAUACAACCUCAACAACAACAACAACAACCACAACAUCGACUACAGCUCAGCCCGAAACGGAAGUGCCGAAAAUUGUGGAGAUCACAGCCAGCGGAGAUACCAUGCAGCGUGAGUGCAUGGCCAGCAAUGUGAGCUAUAAGCAUGGCGAGAGCAUGGAACGGGACUGCGAUGAGCGCUGCACCUGCAACCGCGGCGAGUGGAUAUGCGAGCCUCGUUGCAAGGGUUCCAGCUAUCCGCGCGGCAGCCAACGCACCAUGGCGAAUCCGCACUGUCACGAGCGCAUUGUGGAGGAGGACGAAUGCUGUCGGACGAUGGAGUGUGUGGAGCCACUGCUAGAGCCCAGUGUAGCCACCGCCGACCUGGCUGGCAUGCCAGUUGUUGUUGCUGCCGAGCAGAAUGAAGAAGGCACGCCCAAGCCACGCAGCGACUGCCACUACGAGGGCGGCAUCUACAAGUUCCGCGAGCGCCUGGAGAUUGGAUGCGCACAGAUCUGCCACUGCGAUGAGGGAGGCAUCAUGAACUGUCGGCCACGUUGCCCGGAGCGCAAUCAUACGCGCGCCGACAAGUGUGUCUAUGUCAAGGAUCCGAAGGACGUCUGCUGUCAGCUGGAGCUGUGCGAUGUUACCCUGGACGAUCACGAGCAACAGCAGCCGCUGUCACCCACGUUGCAUGGCGGUCUGAACAGCAUUGGAGAUGAGCACGAGCAGGAGCGCAGCUUUGGCUUGGAGGAGCAGGCACGCGAUGCUGGCGGUGCCACGCCCCAAUGCAGCUUCAAGGGCGUACAUUAUGAUCUGGGACAGCAGUUCCGCGACGGCUGUGAGCAGCUCUGCAUCUGCAAUGAGCAGGGCGUGCACUGCGCCAAGGUGGAGUGCCCCUCCACCUUCGGCCUGGACGUGCUCAAUCCACUGUGCAUACGCUGGGAGCCGGUGCCGGCGGACUUUAAGCCAGUGGCGCCGCACUGCUGUCCAGAGAGCAUGCGCUGUGUAGACAACGGCACCUGCACCUAUCAAGGCAUGGAGUUUGAGAACUGGGCACCCAUUCCGACCAACCUGACGGGUUGCGAGAAGCACUGCUACUGCGAGAACGGCAAGGUGGAGUGCCGUCCGGCAUGUCCACCCGUGUUGGCCCUGCCACCCGCUGACCUGCCUUGCCAUCCGGCUCAGGCGCGUCUGCUGCCCAUACCCGACGACGAGUGCUGCAAGCACUGGGCCUGCGCUCCGCUGGCACCGAAGCUCGGUGCCGCUGGGCAGGAGGAGGAGACUCAGCAAGAUCAGCAAAAGCAACCGACCACCCAGCCCUCAAUGACACCUGAAACAACAUCAACAUCGACAACAACGACAACGACAGCAACAACAACUAACAAAGUGUGGCCUGAGAAGCCAACGGAUGUUGAGCAUGAGAAGAAAUCUCAACUGGCCGCCUUCUAUCCCACACUGGACGGCAAGCCGCCAAAGACAGCUGCUGGUGUCUUUGAGAAACAUGACAAACACCACAAGAAGGUCCAGCAACAGCAACAGCAACAGCAACAGCAACAGCAACAGCAGCAACACGAGCAGCAGCAGCAGCAACAGCAACAGCAAAAUGACAUUAAGUACGAUGUGCAUGAGGAUCCGCAGGAAGACGUUGUGAACAAUGGAGCACCAUUGGCACCAGGAGGCGGCUAUGUGCCACUGCAGCUGGGCGGACACUAUAACGACUAUCAACAGCAGCAACAGCAUCAGCAACAGCUGGGACCCUAUGGCUUCUACAAUCCGGCAAAGCCUGCCUAUGAUGCGUACAAUCCCUACGAGCCAUACGACAUUAAUCCGAACGGCAUACCACAGGGCAAGCCGCCGCCGGUACCGACUAGUCAAUCGGAUCUGUUCAAUAUUCUGGGUGCUGAACAGCCUGGUCAUCCGGGUCAGACAUUGCCCCAGAAGGACAACCACAAUCUGCCUUCACAUGUGAGAAUCGAGCAAAUAUUGCAGCACUUGCAGCAAAGCGUGCCAGGCGGACCAGGAUCCACACCUCAGCAGCCGCAACAACAGCAGCAGCAGCAGCAACAACAAAGACCUCUGCCUCCUCAUUAUGUGCCCAUAGUGCACAGUGGGGUGCCACCACCGCCGCCGCCCCAUGGCAUUGCUAUAGUCGAUGGCCAGCCCGUGGCCUAUGAGAGCUAUCCCUUGAUACCCGGUUUGGGCGUGCCACCAGCAUUGCAACAUCCCCAGCAGCAACAUCCCCAACAGCAACAUUCCCAACAGCAACAUCAACAACAACAGCAGCUAAAGCAACAACACGAAUCAUUGCAGCAAUUGCCUAGCAUUGCGCCCAGCUCUAGCACCAGCUCUGGUCUGUCCACACAGGCCAGCGAGCACAGCCUGCAUCACAGUCCGAGCCAGAGCCAGAGCCAGAGUCAGAGCCAGGGCCCGGACAAGGUGCCCACGCAACAAGCAGGCUUCAACAACCUGCAGCCCGAUAUCGAAGUGCACACUCUGGAGGCCAUCGAUCCACGAACCAUUCGCAUUGUGUUCACGGUGCCCCAGGUCUAUGUGAAUCUCCAUGGACGCGUGGAGCUGCGCUACACCAAUGGACCGAGCAACGAUACGUCUAGCUGGGAGCAGCAGAUAUUUGCACCGCCCGAAGAUCUGAUUGCCACUUCACAAAUGGAGUUCGAUUUGCCUGGCCUAGAGCCCAACUCGUUGUACAAGGUGAAGAUUACGCUGAUUCUGCGCGAUCUCAACUCGCAGCCCACGAGCAGAGUCUUCACGGUUAAGAUGCCAGCUGAGAGGACGAUAACGCCGCCGCCACAGAUCUCUGACUACAGACCAGACUUCCAGGACAUAUUCAAGACCGUGGAGGAUCCCGAGCUGAAUGUGAGCGAAACGAACGCCACCUGGCUUCAGCUGACCUGGAAGAAACUGGGCGACGACCAGAUGGAGUAUGUCGAUGGAGUCCAGCUGCGCUACAAGGAGCUAACGGGCAUGAUCUAUUCUUCCUCGCCUUUGAUACACCGCACCCUCACCAGCUACACCAUACAGAAUCUGCAGCCGGAUACGGGCUACGAAAUCGGACUCUACUACAUUCCAUUCGCCGGCCAUGGGGCCGAGCUACUGGCCGGACAUAUGAUCAAGGUGCGCACAGCACCCAAAACGGAUGUCUAUGGCUUCGAUGUGAUGGUCAAUGUCACCAAGGUGAAGUCGCAGAGCGUGGAAAUUUCCUGGAAUGGUGUACCCUACCCGGAGGACAAGUUCGUGCAUAUCUAUCGCGCCAUCUAUCAGAGCGAUGCCGGCAAGGAGGAUUCGAGCGUCUUCAAGGUAGCCAAGCGGGACAGCACAACAGGCACUCUGAUCAUGGACCUCAAGCCGGGCACCAAAUAUCGCCUCUGGCUGGAGAUGUACCUCACCAAUGGCAACACCAAGAAGAGCAACGUGGUCAACUUCAUAACCAAGCCGGGUGGUCCUGCGACGCCAGGCAAAACAGUCUUGCGUAUUCUUGAAAGGAUCUAUUUGAGUUUUAAGAAUCUGGGCAAAUUAUUGACUGCAGGCGUCUCUGAUCAACCAGUGGGUGAUUAUUACGGUCCACUUGUCGUCGUCUCCGUGAUUGCCGCCCUGGCGAUAAUGUCGACGCUCGCACUGCUGCUGAUCAUAACCAGGAGACGAGUGCAUCAGACGGCAUCGAUAACACCGCCGCGUAAGAGCGAUGCUGCCUACGACAAUCCCUCGUACAAAGUAGAGAUACAGCAGGAGACAAUGAAUCUGUAACGGGUCGUUCAGAUGAGAGAGGCAAUACUCAACGCACCCAAAACUAGCUUAGAACAAUGUUCUUGUAAAUACUUCAAAAAACUCAAAACUCAGUGUCAGUAAAAGAAAGAAAAGAUUAUGAUGAUAUGAAUAUGAUUUUCCAUUCCCCGGCGCAGGAUCUAAAGGAUGUCCACACACUAAAAUGGCCGCCAUGUUGUAUGUAGUGUUUAAGAGCUCUUUUAAAUGAACUAAAAACAUUUUUCGUUGUUAAACAAUUGUAACUUGUGUAUAUAGAGAAAUAGAAGAGAAUAACGGAAAACUGAGAACCGAAUAAUGAAAUCGGAAAACUGACAAAGUCCAAGAAACCAAUUGGCCUCGCCUGGGGCGUGCGAAAUGUUUGUGUUUACGCAAAUUCUUCUAGCGAUUUCUAAAUGCCUAGUUAGUUUAACUUGUAAAUUUUAGCUUUACAUACGUACAUAUACCAUAAUUUAAGAACGAACACCAGCAGUUCUUCAAGUAACAGUCCAUAAAUAUUUAAAUAUUAGCUUGUAAACGUACAGAGAUAUGCAAACUUAUGAAUAAAUAAAAUAUUACAAAUUA
This is a messenger RNA of Drosophila mojavensis, 6163 nucleotides long. It is a transcript of the gene sas, whose product is annotated as putative epidermal cell surface receptor. The record is from RefSeq and is a predicted model, not a curated record. Gene Ontology annotation, molecular function: protein binding. NCBI's taxonomy places the organism in Eukaryota, Metazoa, Arthropoda, Insecta, Diptera, Drosophilidae. Bases 260 to 5584 code for a protein of 1774 amino acids. The transcript is spliced from 11 exons.